GUCACGCGCAAUUAAACCGUCGUCGUUUCGACUCUUUCUCUCCCUGUCCGCAACUCUCGCUCUUCUCUUCUCGCCUUUUCAUUUUCAUUUGAAAAUCGUAUCACCAGCGAGGGAGAGAAUCGGAAGGUCUCACCGGUAACCAGAACUCAGCAAUGGAAAAUCCGAGAGUUCAAGAGAUACUGGAGAAGCAAGUGCUGACAGUGGCCAAGGCCGUGGAGGAAAAGAUCGAGGAUGAGAUUGCGGCAUUAGAUCGGCUGGAUAUCGAUGAUUUGGAGGCCUUGAGGGAGAGGAGGUUGCUGCAAAUGAAGAAGAUGGCUGAGAAGCGGAGCCGUUGGAUCAGCCUCGGUCAUGGCGAAUACUCCGAGAUCUUCUCCGAGAAGGACUUCUUCUCUAUCGUUAAGGCUAGCGACCGUGUCGUUUGCCAUUUCUAUCGCGAGAACUGGCCCUGCAAGGUGAUGGACAAGCACUUGAGUACAUUGGCAAAGCAACAUAUAGAGACGCGUUUUGUGAAAAUCCAUGCCGAAAAAAGUCCAUUCUUGGCUGAGAGGCUCAAGAUUGUCGUUCUCCCCACCCUUGCCCUCAUAAAGAAUGCUAAAGUGGAUGAUUAUGUGGUGGGAUUUGAUGAGCUUGGCGGGACGGACGAGUUCAGCACAGAGGACCUGGAGGAGAGGUUAGCGAAAGCUCAAGUAAUCUUAUCUGAGGGUGAAUCGUCUCUAAAUCCAUCAAAGUCUUCUUCACAAUCCAGGAGGAGUGUCAGGCAAAGCACUCAAGCAGACUCGGACUCAGACUAACAGAGAAUUUUAUGGAUUCAUCAAUUAUGCUGGGGUAAAAGUGCAGUUUUGUUGCUAUCAUCAUCAUCAUCAUAUAUAUAUAUAUGCCUGUUAUAAUUUGCCAAAAUCAUCUCUCGGAUGUUCUAAUGGUGGGGUAUUUAGCAUCUAGCUGUUCUAUAUAUUUCUCGAGUGGAAUAUUAUAGUUGAAUCACUCAUCAAUGAAAUUUGGAAGAACUUAUUAAUUCCUUCCAUUUGGUCUUUGCUUCUAAUUUCCAGAUUAGGAAUUUUCUCAGCCAUGUAUUUUGAACAGAUGAACUUUGUUAGGAAAUCUACAUUUCUUUCAGAUU
Messenger RNA from Carica papaya (papaya), 1117 nucleotides. Its product is annotated as thioredoxin domain-containing protein 9 homolog. The record is from RefSeq and is a predicted model, not a curated record. Lineage: Eukaryota; Viridiplantae; Streptophyta; Magnoliopsida; Brassicales; Caricaceae.